UUGGAAUGAAUAUUUUUUUUUUUAUUUUAUUUUUUUUGUAGAAUUCUUUCUGUAGCACUUUGAUUCGAAUUUUUGAACACUCUAUAUAUUAAGUAUAUUUACGUUGGCAAUAGUUGGACAUGCGCGGAUCAUUGUGAACAUUAUCAAGAAUCAGGUUAAGAGACUUCAAAAUAAUCGACAUUCCGAGGUCACAAUAGUACGAAAAAAAACUCGCAUAUGUGUGUAUUUUUAAUCUUGUGGAGCGGAUAAUAAAUGACGUAUCGCGCGGACUCACGGAAAGCACAUGCUUACGCGAUUUAAAAGCGGCUGCAAGUGUUUAAUCAUCACACGUGAAAUGUCGAAACAGCGAUCCACGAAAAAUGCAAAGGCGCCAAAGGCGAUUAGUGCCGACACUUCAUCUACAGGAUCUGUGGUUUUGAAUAAAGACGGAAAUGUUGUGAUUAAAAUUCAAGCUAAACCCGGAGCAAAAUGUAACAACAUAACCGAUAUUUCCGAUGAAGCAGUAGGUAUUGCAAUUUCCGCCCCGCCAACGGAAGGUGAAGCUAAUACCGAGCUCAUUAAAUAUUUAGCUUCAAUUUUUGGAGUAAGAAAAUCCGACGUAUCCUUAGAUCGGGGAUCUCGGAGUCGGCAAAAAACAGUUAUAGUAUCGGGAAUAACAACAGAUCAAGUUUUGACGAAAUUGAAAGGAGAAAUGGAAAAUUAAAUGUUUGUUAUAUACAAAAACGCAUUUUUCUGUCAUUAGACAAUUUUCUUCAAUUUUUCACGUACAAUUUUUCCUUAUAAAUAUAUCUCAAUUCCU
Molecule: messenger RNA, 799 nt
Organism: Pogonomyrmex barbatus (red harvester ant)
Lineage: Eukaryota; Metazoa; Arthropoda; Insecta; Hymenoptera; Formicidae
Product: UPF0235 protein C15orf40 homolog
Cellular component (GO): cytoplasm
Source: RefSeq, a predicted model, not a curated record